Durio zibethinus is the source of this 2275-nucleotide messenger RNA. RefSeq lists its product as uncharacterized. Lineage: Eukaryota; Viridiplantae; Streptophyta; Magnoliopsida; Malvales; Malvaceae. Gene Ontology annotation, molecular function: nucleic acid binding; zinc ion binding. The record is from RefSeq and is a predicted model, not a curated record.
UUUACGUUUACCAUUUAAUUUCAUUGAUUUAAUAUUUAAUUGAUGGUGCAGUAGAUUAUUUUAUUGGAUUUACAUUGAUUUUGCAAUAAGGUUCAAAUUUAAAGCCCAUGAAUACUGGAUAAGUGGGCUACCCAGCCCAACUAACAAUUUCAAUUUUCAACCGUUAAAUCCAAUGCACAAAAAAGUAAAAACAAAACCCUAGUUUUCCUUCCACCGUUUGCAGAAAUUUGCAAUCCCUAAUUAGUAAAAAAAUUGCAUUCCCCUGAAAAUCGUCAUGGCGAAGAGGGACAAGAGAAAAUCAGCAAAAUUUGAGAUCGAAGAGCAAGAUUCGGGGCCGUUAGAUUCAAAACCAUUGAUGGUAUUAAGCAGCAGUGACGACGAGGAAGCUAAUGAAGACCUAAGCUUGAAGAUCAUCGAGAAAGCACUAUUGGUUAAAGCGGCGAGGUUGAAUGAAGGGAACGAUUCCGUUUCGGAUGAUCAAGAAGUCGUCUCUGUGGUGGAUUUGUCCUCUUCAUCUUCUCAUGACGGAGUCGACGUAGCUCGUACCAGUGGCGGUGGUGAAGACACGGAUUUGGAUUUGAAAAGUAAGAAGAUUGUUAAAAGGGAAAAGAAGAAAACGAAAAUCGAAAAGUUCACCAUUACAGAGGAUGUAGAUAAAGCUGAGAUGAUAGAGAAGGUUGACACAGUUGAGGAGGCUCUGAUGUCUAAGGCUGCAGAGGCAGUUGAAUCUCUUGACCCAAAUACUGUAGACAUAUCUGACAAUAUUGUGCUCCGGAAGCUUCUUCGGGGCCCGAGGUACUUUGAUCCUCCAGAUAGUGGUUGGGAAACAUGCUAUAAUUGUGGCGAAGAAGGGCAUAUGGCAGUGAACUGUAAAUCUGCUUCAAAGCGGAAGAAAUCAUGCUUUCUUUGUGGGAGUUUGGAUCAUGGUGCUAGACAGUGCUCAAAGGCACAAGAUUGCUUCAUCUGCAAAAAAAGUGGUCACCGCGCAAAAGAUUGUCCAGACAAACACAAGAGUAGUUUUAAUCAUGGUAGAAUUUGUUUAAGAUGUGGUGUUUCUGGGCAUGACAUGUUUUCAUGCAGGAAUGACUAUUCCCAUGAUGAUAUCAAGGAAAUACAGUGCUAUAUCUGCAAGAGUUUUGGCCAUUUAUGUUGCGUUAACUUUGUUGAUACCAGUGCAAGAGAAGUUUCUUGUUACAGAUGUGGCCAACUGGGUCAUACUGGUUUGUCAUGUGGUAGGUCACUUGGAGAAGCCAAGGAAACCACUGAUAAUGGGUCACCUAGCUUAUGCUAUAAGUGUGGUGAAGGAGGACACUUUGCACGUGAAUGCCCCACUGGUACUGCAUCAUCAGGCUUAUGCUAUAAGUGUGGAGAAGGAGGACACUUUGCUCGUGAAUGCAGUUCCCUUAAGGUUGGUAAAAGAAAUCAUGAAUCAUCUACUCCAAAUGUAAGACCUCAUAGAGAAAAUAAAGAGUUCUCGGGAUACAAGUCUGCUCCUCAUGAUCAUGGCAAGAGCCCCAAAAGGAAAAUAAUCCAGUUUGAAGAAAAAGGCUUUACUACACCACAAAAAGAAAAACAAAGAGGUGGUUGGAUUAAAGAGGAUCCUAGAGAUUUCUCCAAUAGGAAGUCCACAAGGAACCAUUGGAAUUCUCCCUCAACGCCAUCUAUUGAGGGACAUAAGAAGUUGUAUUUAACUUCUGGCGGCAGUCGUAUAGUAGGUUCGCAAUCUUCUAAACCAAAGAAUUCUCGUAGAUUUUCGGCAUCAAGGUUUAGCAAUUUUGGCAAUGAUGAACCAAGGAGGAUUUACAAUUGGUGGUAGAAUAUAUGUUUGUCUUUGUUUAACUUAUUUAAUCACUUUGUUUCUUCCUUCUUGUUCUAGUCUUCUUAAUGCUCAUAGGGCUUCAUUUUAGCCGGUAAGAUAAAUUAGAAACACAUGCAAUUUUUGUGGAUAUAAAAAAGGAAAGAUCACAUGCUCAUGCUCAGUUUUGGGGUUUAUUUUCUUGUUCCCCUUCCCUAUUAACACAUUAACUUUUCAUUUUUGAUAUAUGUUGCAUGUUUAUCUUUCUAAUUAGAGACGGUGAUAACCGGCAUAUUUGAACGCUUAUGCCAUGUAUUUUUCUAGUUCAGAGAUAAGAUUUAUCUGGUUGUUGUUAUGCUCAAACUUUCCAAUGUGGAAUUGUGAACAGGUAUUAAACAUGUACUAGGUAGAAGUAUCCGUCAGUUGGGCUACAAAAUCUGCAUCUGAUCUCUAUAUCUGUUCUGCCAAAAAAAAAAAAAA